AUGGCGUCUGUCUCACCUGCCCCCAAGAUCCUCCUCACAGGAGCGACAGGCUACAUCGGCGGCACGAUCCUCACAAAUCUACUAAACUCCUCUCACCCAACUCUGGAGAAAGCCACCUUCACCUGCCUUAUCCGCGGCUCGCUGGAGCGCGGCACCCUCCUAUCGUCCACCUACGGCGCCCGCGUGCAGCCCAUCGCCUACACAGAUCUGAACGACCUCGAGCUCACCACACAGGUCGCGUCAGAGCACGACAUUGUCAUCAAUGCAGGGAUAGGCUACCACGCCGCCUCGGCACAGGCUCUGCUCCACGGCCUCGCGCAGCGCAAAGCCGCGGCGGGACGCGAUGUGUGGAUGAUUCACACAUCGGGAACCUCCAACCUCGGAGAGCAGGCCAUCUCAAAAAGGUGGGUGGAGGAGGAUGACCCAGACAGAGAGUUUGAUGAUGAACGGGACGAUGUCUAUGGGUACGAGAAGAGCCGGGAGGAAGUGCACUCGUAUAUCCAGCGGAGCACCGAGCUGAGCGUUGUGGACCAGGGACGGGCGCUUGGUGUCGAGACGGUGGUCGUGAUGCCGCCUCUCAUAUAUGGAUUUGGCACAGGGCUGUUCAACAAGAAGAGCGUCCAGAUCCCUUCGUACGUCCGGAGUGUUCUGGAAUAUGGGCGCGCGGUGGUUUUGGGAGACGGCACAGGUGUCAGGGAUUUCCUGCAUGUGGAGGAUCUUGCUGCACUGUACCGGAUCGUCGUCUUGGACAUAUUGGAGAAGAAAGGGAUGAGUCUGCCCAGGGCGGAGAAGGCAAUCAUUUUCAGUGCAGGUGGACGCUUCAGCUGGAUGGACAUUGCACAAUGCGUCGCAGACGUGUGUCUCAAGGAGGGCAGAAUCAAGGACCGCCAAGUCAGAAGUAUCGGCCUGGAAGAAGGGGUCAAGAUUUUCUCCUCCUAUUUGGAGGAGGUUGACGAGGACAUGUUAGAGCUGGGACUCUCGGGCAACUCGCGAACAGUUUCAAGCGUGGCGAAGAGAUUGGGGUGGAAACCCACGCGGACACAAGACGACUGGCAGAAGGGCCUGGUAGAGGACAUACGAGCCACUUUACGUGUUCAAUAAGCUAGGAUCGUUAGAUGUCAGUUCAGGAUCAAACAUACAUCAAAUCUAGGUAGAGAGAUUUCGAAGAAGAAG
Messenger RNA from Cryphonectria parasitica EP155, 1173 nucleotides. RefSeq names its product NAD(P)-binding protein. The transcript has a single exon. The coding region runs from base 1 to 1101 and encodes 366 amino acids. The record is from RefSeq and is a predicted model, not a curated record. Lineage: Eukaryota; Fungi; Ascomycota; Sordariomycetes; Diaporthales; Cryphonectriaceae.